AUGCACGGCAUCCGCCGGUGGCACGUGCGUUUUGUUAAUCGUGCGUGCCAGUCUCUGCCUGGUUCCCUCGUAUUUUCGGCGUGCCGGCACUGCGCGACGGUUCCCACGGAAGACGAUGUGCGCAAGGCGUACAAGAUACUUGGGGUGCACACCUCGGCCACUUUGACCGAUGUGAAGAAGCGCUACGGAGACCUCGCCAAGGAGCAUCAUCCAGACGUGUCGAACUCCUCUGCGACUUCUAGCACGAACCGCAUGACAGACAUUAACAACGCCUACAACACGGUGAAGCAGUUUCAUCAGGCGGGCAGGCGGCUCUUCGAGGCUACGCGCGCGCCAAGCACAGGUGGGGCAUCCAACUCCUCGUCCUCCUACUCAAAGCAGGAGAGUGCGUACCAGCCCUGGUAUGAAGACAUGGACCCCCUCAUGUACGAGCUCAUGUGGGAGGAGAUGCGACGACAAAACGAGGAGGACGGCUUUGCCCGAAACAUGCACGCGGAGGCGUUUUACCGCCCCAACGACCGAUGGCGACCACCGCGCGGUAAUGCCUCAGCCAGACCGCGGCAGUCGUCCGGCAGCAGUGACGGUAAGCAGUCACACGCUGGAAAGAAGAGCUCGUCCUCGACGACCUGGCCUGAGGAGCAGGUGAAGGCGAUGGUGAACAUGUACCAAGAUGGCAAGAGCUUUGAGUUCAUUGCCAACGCUCUCGGGAAGGAGAGUGCAGCGGCGGUGGUGGAGGAGUUCAACCGGUGGAGCAGCGACAAUCAGCCGCAGCGGCGCAAAGGGGCGAAGCCGCACCACGCAAGGCGGCACCGCCACCAUGGGGGACACGGGUUCUUCUACCAUACCGAGUCGCCGGACGAAGUGCCGUUUGAGCUGUAUGAGAUGAUGGAAGAGGAGCCGUACUACGAUGGCUCUUCCGAGGAAGAUGGAAAUCCGUUCGGGUACUAUCCAGGCGACGGAGAGGCGUACGACAUGCCAUCCGCGCACGCAACCCCGUUCUACGGCGUGCAUCAGAUGAGCGGAGGCCCCGCGCCGUAUGGGCGCUUUGAGGAAGUCGCGGGUCGCGUGUACAACUCGUCGCGGAAGAUGUCGCACAGGUCCAUGCGCAACCACCGCGGCGGCCCUCCUAACAAAAAUAGGCGCUACGGCGGAACUUCGAGUAACCACAAGGGAAGUGGCGGCGGCUUUCAGUCGGGCAACGGUAAGAGUCACAGCAGCGGCGGGGGCAAAGCAUGA
Leishmania mexicana MHOM/GT/2001/U1103 is the source of this 1236-nucleotide messenger RNA. RefSeq lists its product as hypothetical. The transcript has a single exon. Lineage: Eukaryota; Euglenozoa; Kinetoplastea; Trypanosomatida; Trypanosomatidae. Bases 1 to 1236 code for a protein of 411 amino acids. The record is from RefSeq and is a predicted model, not a curated record.